This is a messenger RNA of Emiliania huxleyi CCMP1516, 1341 nucleotides long. RefSeq lists its product as hypothetical. The record is from RefSeq and is a predicted model, not a curated record. Gene Ontology annotation, biological process: positive regulation of proteasomal ubiquitin-dependent protein catabolic process; protein ubiquitination. Gene Ontology annotation, cellular component: nucleus; cullin-RING ubiquitin ligase complex. The coding region runs from base 1 to 1341 and encodes 446 amino acids. The transcript has 7 exons. Gene Ontology annotation, molecular function: ubiquitin-like ligase-substrate adaptor activity; ubiquitin protein ligase binding. Lineage: Eukaryota; Haptophyta; Isochrysidales; Noelaerhabdaceae.
AUGUCAUCCUCGGACGCGGAAGUGGCUUGCUGCGCCAGCCAAGACGACGCGCCACUUCUCCGCCGCGUCGUCGCGCCGUCCCGCUCGCAGUGGGAGUGGAUCACCUCGAUCUGCUGCGCACUGUCCUACGCGUGCACCUACUAUUGGCGCUACCCCGCGUUUGUGCUUCCUCCCGAUGUGCUCGAUGUGCCGGUGCGUGGCGGGUUUACCCUGCGGUCCUGCAUAUCCUUUGCCUUCAUCGGCGGAUUUGCGGCCGCAAAGCUGCCUGCGGCACACUUUGCAUCGUCGCGGCUCUUCUUCCGCCACCGCCGCACGCUUCUCCUCUCCCUGAUCACCUCGUCGAUGCUCAUCGAGGGCGCGGGCCUCGCGGCGCCGCAUCCCGCCGCGAAGCAGCAGCAGCAGCAGCAGCAGCAGCAGCAGCAGCAGCAGCAGCAGCAGCAGCAGCAGCAGCAGCAGCAGUGGCAGCAGCAGCAGUGGCAGCAGCAGGAGGAGGAGGACGAGGAGGAGGACGAGGAGGAGGACGAGCAAGAGGUCGAGGUGGAGGUGGAGACGCAGCAGCAGCAGCAGCAGCAGCCGCAGCAGCAGCAGCAGCAGCAGCAGCAGCAGCAGCAGCAGCAGCAGCAGCAGCAGCAGCAGCAGCAGCAGCAGCAGCAGCAGCAGCAGUGGCAGCAGCAGCAGCAGCGGCAGCAGCAGCGGCAGCAGCAGUGGCAGCAGCAGCAGUGGCAGCAGCAGUGGCAGCAGCAGUGGCAGCAGUGGCAGCAGUGGCAGCAGCAGUGCGCCGGCAGCGCCUUCCUCUCUGCGGGCGUGUCGCCGGCUGCGAUGCCGCUCGCCGUCGGCGCGCGCGCCUUUCUCCGGCGGUGGGCAUGCGGCCUCGCGCCGCUCUGCGUUGCCUACGCCCUCCUCACUGGGGUGCGUUCGCUGCGCGACCUCUUCGCCGACCAGCUCUUCGCCGCCUCGCUCGGCGCCCCCGGCGGCGCGGCGCCCGGCUGGAUCCUCUGGACCGCAGACCUGCCGGGCGCCCUCGUCUCCGCCGCGACUCUCGUCGCCUUUGGUCGUAUCCGCGACUCUCACCGCGCGAUGCAGGCGGUGCCGGCGAUGCUGUCUGUCAUGAUCGCAGCGACCUGCCUCGCCCUCGUCGCGACGGGCGCGUGGCAGCUGGGUCUGCUCGGAGGCGGCUCGUGGCAGCUGCUGCUGGGCACGGGCGUCUUCCUGUGCUACGCGACCAUGGGGACGCCAUUCUACGAGCGGUUGCUCGCCGCGACGCGCACCGAGGGCGCCGACAUCCGCGCUCUUCAUGUCUGCCCGUGGGCGCGGCCUGAUCGGAAUGCGCGUGGCAUCUAG